Molecule: messenger RNA, 2631 nt
Organism: Marmota monax (woodchuck)
Lineage: Eukaryota; Metazoa; Chordata; Mammalia; Rodentia; Sciuridae
Gene: Slc25a18
Product: solute carrier family 25 member 18
Exons: 10
Coding region: 604-1551 (315 amino acids)
Biological process (GO): malate-aspartate shuttle; L-glutamate transmembrane transport; aspartate transmembrane transport
Molecular function (GO): L-aspartate transmembrane transporter activity; L-glutamate transmembrane transporter activity
Source: RefSeq, a predicted model, not a curated record
AGUUUUCCCUUGAAUUUUCAAAAGGACAACAUUUGUGCAUUUGUUGUAGCCCCUUUUCUGCUAGCAAGGCUCCUCUGGUUUCCUUAGUCAAUUUUAGGAAAAAACCUUCAGUGCAAAACAGACUGAGAAAUACUUGCCAAGAAGGCAGCUGGAAAAUCCCUAGGUUUGUCUAUUGUGUUGCUAGAACCCUACCCCCCUUCUGCCUCCAUGACACGCAUAUUAAUUCAGGUGCUCUGGAGACGUCUUCAGAUUUGGAAAACCACAACUUGCUCCUAGAAUCUUGGACUUAAACCUCGUUCUGCACAGCAUAUGACAAGGAUGAGUCGCCCUAUUCUAACCAGUUAAAGUUGGACAGAAGUUUUAAAAAGCAGUGGAGCCAGUUCCUUGGAUUGUAUCCAGGGUUUUAGCUUUGGGAAGGAAUUGAGUCUUUAGUAGGAAGGCAAAGACAAGAUCCAAGUGAAGCCUGGCCUGGGAGUAUCCCAAGAACUAAGAUGAAGAUUGACUAACUUAACAAUCAAGUUUUCAUAGUCCAGAAAGAGCAUACUUUGAGGAGCCAACAGCCUUGUGUCUUUGGACCCACCAACUGGCCACAGUCCCUGCAGAAUGUCCAACCAGGAUCUGAGUAUUGCAGCAAAACUCAUCAAUGGAGGUGUGGCAGGGCUUGUGGGGGUGACCUGUGUGUUCCCCAUCGACUUGGCCAAGACACGACUGCAGAACCAGCAUGGAAAAGACAUGUACAAAGGAAUGAUAGAUUGCCUGAUGAAGACAGCACGUGCAGAGGGCUUCUUGGGCAUGUACAGAGGGGCUGCGGUAAACCUCACCUUAGUCACUCCAGAGAAGGCCAUCAAACUGGCAGCCAAUGAUUUCUUCCGGCAGCUGCUCAUGGAAGAUGGAAUGCAGCGGAACCUGAAGAUGGAGAUGCUGGCUGGCUGUGGGGCUGGCAUGUGCCAAGUGGUGGUUACCUGCCCCAUGGAAAUGCUCAAGAUUCAGCUGCAGGAUGCUGGACGCUUAGCUGCCCCUCAUCAGAGCUCGACCUCGGCACCUUCCUCCUCCAGGUCCUAUACUACUGGUUCUGCUUCCACUCACAAACGCCCAUCUGCCACUCUCAUUGCCUGGGAGCUACUCCGCACUCAGGGCCUGGCUGGUCUCUAUAAAGGCCUGGGUGCCACUCUCCUCAGAGAUAUUCCAUUCUCCAUCAUCUACUUCCCAAUGUUUGCCAACCUGAACAACCUUGGGGUCCAUGAGCUUACUGGGAAGGCCUCCUUUGCUCAUUCCUUCAUGUCAGGCUGCAUUGCAGGUUCCCUGGCUGCCGUUGCAGUCACACCCCUGGAUGUUCUGAAAACUCGAAUCCAAACCCUCAAGAAAGGCCUGGGGGAGGAUGUCUACAGUGGGAUCAUAGAUUGUGCCAGGAAACUCUGGAUUCAGGAAGGACCAUCUGCCUUCAUGAAGGGAGCAGGCUGCCGGGCUCUUGUCAUAGCACCCCUCUUUGGGAUUGCCCAGGGUAUCUAUUUCAUUGGAAUAGGAGAGCAUAUCUUAAAGUAUUUUGAGUAGCUGCAUCUGGAUCAUAGUCCCUUAUUUGCUACCACCUCUCUAGCCUGUUUCACUAGUCUAAGUGAAGGGUACGGGGUAAAGGUGGCCCCCACAUUGUAUUUUGGCCUCUAACUUGUAGUGCUACCUCAGUCUCAGAAAAAACAACCCUAUUUUAAUAAGGCAGGUUCAGUGUAUCCUUUUUCUCCCUUUAUGAAACCUACAUUCAUUUUCUUGCUACCAGGGACCCUCAGAAACACCUGAUCACAUAAUUCUUAGUACUAUCACCUAGUACUUAGUACUAUUCUUAGUACUCACUUUUGAAUUACAGACCUUCACAGACAGUAAAGACAGAGGGGCUGUUUCUGCAAUUUAACAUUUCUAUUUCACAAACUUAUUAUACUUGAGUCAGUUUGAAGACUUAGUUUUGUUAAAUAAUUUAGUUAGUCCAAGCACUGAUGAUGAAGAAAAGGAGGAUGAAGUCCAAGAGCUGAGGUACAGCUCAGUGGUAGAGCACUUGCCUAACGUGUGAGGCCCUGGGUUCCAUUAUCAGCACCACAAACAAGAAAAGUCCAAUGGGGACAAAACCAGCACCUUGGUUGAACCAGGCACCCACUUGCACAUCACAGAUGGCUAAGUGGACCUAAUUGAAUAGCGUGGUCAAGUCCAGACAGCCAUCCUGCCCCAAAAUCCUUCUCCUGGAGCAUGGAUUCUCACAGACCUUUCCCAAUGGCUGUACAUGGGGACCAUAUGAAAUAAAGGUGAAUGGUUAAAAUCUUGUCUUAUAGUAGUGGAUGUAGGAGACAGGCUAUAAUCUUUCCUUCUGUAUCCAGUUUAGAACUAAACUAGUUUCUAGAGCACUACAGCAGGUCACUACCACUCUUCAGACUGUUACUCCUGUCAUGGGAAUGGAGAAUAGUCAGAAGAACACUUUAUUUUAUGUUUAAGUCCUGAUCCUCUCUACCCUUUAUGUUGAGGAGCUAAGUCAUCUGUGACAAGAGUUCUCUUCAUGGGCUUCAAUUCCUUCCUCCAUAGGGGGCUACACAAAUAAUAUCACAGAAAUGAGGACAAGUCCUAAUAAAGAAAAAAUACCUAUUCAAAUAA